Drosophila persimilis is the source of this 552-nucleotide messenger RNA. RefSeq lists its product as uncharacterized. Lineage: Eukaryota; Metazoa; Arthropoda; Insecta; Diptera; Drosophilidae. Bases 1 to 552 code for a protein of 183 amino acids. The transcript has 3 exons. The record is from RefSeq and is a predicted model, not a curated record.
AUGGAAACACAGCGGACUAUCACGGACCUGCCGUUCGAGGUUCUUGACCUGAUAUUCAAACAACUCGAUUAUCCGAGGCAGGAAUGUCAAUUGGCGUACGCCCAUGAGAUACUGGCCGAAGAAUUCGCCUACCAAAGUCGCGAUGAUUGCAGAAAACUUUCCCUUGAUUACUGGUGGACACCCGACACCUAUGCGCCUAUUUUGAAGACCUGCGGAUCGACUGUACGGGAAUUGGACUAUCACAAGGGUAGCGAUGACUUUGAAUAUCUGGACGUAUACGGCCGUCCGUCGGCCUUCGAUGGGGAUGGUUUUUUCGCGGUUUUGCGUGCCUGUAAAAAACUCCGAAAGUUUCGUGAUCCACUGGGAGACGUGACCAUCUACAGGGCGUACGUGUUUGCGAUGGUAGACAUUCUGCGCGAAAAUGGCUUCAGACCGGAGAAACCGUUCAAAUUGUGGCUGUUCGACCGUCCACAGAUGAGGUGGAUCAAGCGAUUGGUCGGCCAGAGUUCGAGUCCUGGAAUAAUUGACAUCCAUCUUGUUGAAUUGGAAUAA